ACCUCCAAGUGGGGAGUUUCAUUCGCUCCUCUCAGCCACUCAACUGCUCCCUGCCUGGGUGAAGCGGCCUCGCCAACAUCAACAAACCAUGACCUUCUACAGGGACUUCUACGACGAUGGGUGCUACUCCCAGUUUGGGUACGACGACCUCUACGGCUUCGGGGGCCUGAGCGGCUUCAGAUUUGGGAGGCCCUUCGGCUACUCCUGUGAUGGGUUCCGAUAUGGGAGCCCCUACGGCUACAGAGGCUUUGGGAACCUGUAUGGGAACAGGGGUUUCCUUGGCUACGGGGGCUCUUACGGGUAUGGGGACCUGUACGGGUUCGGGUACGGGUACCCCUUCUCCUCCCGCUUCGGGGGCAGGUUCUUCUGAAGAUGGAAUGGUGAUUGAGGACUGGAAGGCAAGGACACGGAUCCACGGCUGGUUUCUGGCGCUGAGAGCGCCCACAGCCCCCUGGCUGAGUGCAGGGGGACACGUGGGUGCCAGGCUGCCUGAAACUACUCCAUGUGUAACUACUCCAUGUGUAACCCUCUCUUAACGUCUCCUAUUUCUUCGACUGUCACUCCAAAGGGCAACUUGAACUGCAGCGAGAGCUGAGGCACCUUCAGAGCCUGUUGGGGGAGCAGAGCAGGACUUUGGGUGUGAGCAAAGUGACUUUAGGUUUCAAU
Messenger RNA from Empidonax traillii (willow flycatcher), 666 nucleotides. Its product is annotated as keratin-associated protein 21-1-like. Bases 89 to 370 code for a protein of 93 amino acids. NCBI's taxonomy places the organism in Eukaryota, Metazoa, Chordata, Aves, Passeriformes, Tyrannidae. The transcript has 2 exons. The record is from RefSeq and is a predicted model, not a curated record.